Molecule: messenger RNA, 750 nt
Organism: Recurvomyces mirabilis
Lineage: Eukaryota; Fungi; Ascomycota; Dothideomycetes; Mycosphaerellales; Teratosphaeriaceae
Exons: 4
Coding region: 1-750 (249 amino acids)
Source: RefSeq, a predicted model, not a curated record
AUGUGGUUCUGGCUGUAUGAGAUCUUCUGGUGUCUCGCCGUUGUACCUGUCAAGAUCAGUAUUGCCCUUACUGUAGGAAGACUCGGCCGAGUAGCUUCUGGCAAGCGACCUUACAUCAUUACUCUAUAUGGCCUUGUCACCAUACUUGCAUUGAUCACGAUUGGCGGAAUGUUCUACAUCAUAUUCCGCUGCACGCCAGUCUCCUAUGCUUGGAACGUGGAUAUUCGUGGCGGCGAGUGCCAAGCCCCGGCAAUUCUUGCUGGUAUCUACUAUGCCACCACUGCGAUCAACAUCCUGGCCGAUUGGGUCUGCGCACUACUGCCAAUACCACUGCUAUGGAAUGCUCCUUUGACAAGGAAAGCGAAGCUGUCUAUCGGGUUCCUGCUCAGUCUUGGCGUUCUCGCCAGUAUCUCGGCUUGUAUAAGACAGACGUACACCAAUGCCUUGAUACAUUCUCAUGAUCGGACCAGCGGUCUUGGCGACCUUCUUAUCUGGGGCUAUGCCGAGAUUGGCAUAGGCUUCUUUGCGGGCUCCCUGAGCUCGCUGCGCCCACUGCUCAUGCGUCGAACAAUCACCGAGCCUAUCAGUGAGAAGGACGAGGGAGAGCAAGAGCUCUACGAGCUGCCUGGCGACAACCCUCUUCCAAUCCGACAAGAUCACCUCACCCCCGAGCGGCCUGGUAAUAUGAGCCCGGUAUCUCGCGAAAUCGAAAGUCACCUUCACCGAUAUAUCUUCGAGAAACCCGGAUGA